AUGGGGGCGCACGGCGACUAUUGGUUUUCAAAAGCAACGGCAGUAAUUCCACAAGCUUUAAUAAUUAUACUACUCUUUACUGCAUCCGCCGGUGGCGUGAAACACAUUGUGGGAGGCUCCAUCUGGUCGAUCCCUCCGAGCGUUCACUUCUACAACAACUGGUCGACUUCUCAAACCUUCGUUCCCGGCGACGUUCUCUGUACGUUCUACCUAAUAAUCUCCCUUCAAAAGCUUCUUCGUUUUCGUUACUUUGAACUAAAAAAACAUGCAGAUUUCGAUUUUGAAUCAGAAAUGUACAAUGUGCACCAAGUGCUUUCGGAUGAUUACAGUCAUUGUGAAUCCACCCUUUCGCCAGUAAACGCUUACGAAGAAGGGCCGGCUUUGGUAACAUUACCAUAUACCGGUGAAUAUAUGUUCUUAUGCCCCAUGUUGAACUACUGUUCCCAGGGAAUGAAAAUGAUGAUAUUUGUCAGAAUGCCCGCCGCUUCUACUCCACCGGUUAGGGUACUGCCUUGA
Molecule: messenger RNA, 516 nt
Organism: Lactuca sativa (garden lettuce)
Lineage: Eukaryota; Viridiplantae; Streptophyta; Magnoliopsida; Asterales; Asteraceae
Product: umecyanin
Cellular component (GO): plasma membrane
Molecular function (GO): electron transfer activity
Source: RefSeq, a predicted model, not a curated record